Molecule: messenger RNA, 843 nt
Organism: Melozone crissalis (California towhee)
Lineage: Eukaryota; Metazoa; Chordata; Aves; Passeriformes; Passerellidae
Product: basic proline-rich protein-like
Exons: 2
Coding region: 1-843 (280 amino acids)
Source: RefSeq, a predicted model, not a curated record
AUGCAGACACCAUUAAAGGAGAUCUCACCAUUUCAGGUUUUGAAGAAUCAGAGUAAUUACAAUAAAAACACAGACAAACCCACUGAAAGCCGAAACUCGGCUCCCGGCGCCAGGCGGGCUCGCUGCGAGCUCCGAUUUCUCCCGCAGCUUCUCCCCGCGCCGAAGCGCGCCCCGGGGGCUGGCAGCGAGCGGGCACUGCCCGGGCCCGCCGCCGCUCCCCGCGGCCAGGGGGAGGGCGGGGGCUUACAUAACCGGGGAGGGGGCGGCUGUCCGAGCCAGGGGAGCGCCAAGGGGCGGCAGGAGAGGGAGCGGAGCCGCAGGGGCACGAGAGGGAACGCGAGCGGCGCCGCCGGCGCGACUGCCGGGAACGCUUCGCGCCCCCGCACGCACAGCCCCUGCGGCGCUCCCGUCCCUGCCCGCACGCCGGCAGCGCAGAGGGCGGCGGGCAGCCCGCGGAGAAUGGGAGAUCCCGUUCCCGGUGCCGGCCCUCACCCCGCCGCCCCCUCACCCCGCUCUCCUCCUCCGCCGCCACCUCCAGACACCGCCAGCCCCGCACCUCAGCAACGCGCCCGCCCAUUGGGCCACGCCCCCCGCAAGAAGCCGCGCACUGAUUGGGCGCCUUCCGCUCCGCCGCUCCUUCCCCCGGCGCCUCAGCCCGAGCCGGCGGCGCUGCUCCUGGUGCGGGCCUGUCCCGCUGGGCCGUGCCGGGAGCGUUGCGGGGGCACCGGCCCGGGGAGGGGAUCGGAGAGCGGCUCCACGGCCCCUGUGUCCGCGCCGGGCCAGCGGGAAGGGCCGGAACGAAAGUUUCGCGGAACCUGCGUGGCUUGCUCGCGCUUUCCGUAG